Amblyraja radiata (thorny skate) is the source of this 4799-nucleotide messenger RNA. RefSeq names its product zinc finger protein 385B (gene znf385b). Gene Ontology annotation, molecular function: zinc ion binding; nucleic acid binding. Gene Ontology annotation, cellular component: nucleus. The transcript has 8 exons. The record is from RefSeq and is a predicted model, not a curated record. The coding region runs from base 301 to 1503 and encodes 400 amino acids. NCBI's taxonomy places the organism in Eukaryota, Metazoa, Chordata, Chondrichthyes, Rajiformes, Rajidae.
GAAUCUUGGCAUGCUGACCUAGUUUUCUGCAGCUCUGUGGGUUUGCAGUGAGAUGCGGCUGCAGCUGCCGACAGUCGCUCUAUUGUUUCAGUUAGUUUCUUUAAAGGAAAACCAAUAGCGAGUGAGCAUCUCGCUUGCCUCAGGGUACAAUUCAAUGGAAGCAUGUUUCUAAAGUCUCGCAUUCAGCGCUUUGUGAAAACUUUACAAGACUGAACUGAGUCAACCCACAGUUUAUUUUUAAUGUUGGAUGGGACUACUUUUCAUAACUUACACUUUUGCUGAACUUGUUAAAUACGAGACAUGCUGCUGGGAAGUACAUGCCAUGCCAGCACACUUCCUGCAUUUUUGCGGACACCUACUCUGAUGAUGCAGCCAUCACUUGAUUUUAAAUCAUUUAUACCUUUUCCAAUGGAUACUGGCUCUGCUGUUGGACUUUUCCCAAAUUUCAACACGAUGGAUCCCGUGCAGAAAGCAGUCAUCAACCACACAUUUGGAGUUUCAGUUCCACCUAAAAAGAAGCAAAUUAUUUCAUGUAAUGUCUGCCAGCUCAGAUUUAAUUCGGAGAGCCAAGCCGAGGCGCACUACAAAGGCAGUAAACAUGCCAAGAAGCUCAAAGCACUGGAGGCCACGAAAAAUAAGCAGAAAACUGCUUCUACCAAGGACAGCACAAAGGCUAUCACCACCUCCACCACAACCACUGCAAUCACUCCCAACAGCUCUGAGAAAACAGAUGCAGUCAGGCUGGCAUUCAACAGUGUAACUGUGAAUAAUCUACUAAUACAUACGAGUGUUGGCACUGUACAGCCUAAAUCCGCUUCCAUUGUCGGGGAAACUGCAAGUAUGAAUGAGCAUGCAAGAAAGACAGUCAUAUCCCUGGCAGCGGUGAGUGUGGAUGGGAACGCAACCCCUGCCACUGAAUCAGAAGAAGAAAAAGCAAAAAAACUUCUCUACUGUUCACUAUGCAAAGUAGCUGUAAACUCAUUGUCGCAGCUGGAAGCACACAAUACAGGCUCCAAGCACAAAACAAUGGUUGAAGCUCGGAUUGGAGCCGGACCUAUUAAAUCAUAUCCCAGACCAGGAUCAAAAGCUAAACUUCCAAACGGUACAAAAGGUUCAGGAUUGCAAAACAGGACUUUUCAUUGUGAAAUGUGCGAUGUUCACGUCAACUCAGAAAUUCAACUCAAACAGCACAUAUCCAGCAGGAGGCAUAAGGACAGAGUUGCAGGAAAACCAUUGAAACCUAAAUACAGUCCCUAUAGCAAACUGCAACGCAACUCAACUAUAUUGGCAGCUAAGAUAGCAUUUCAGAAGGAUUUAAUAAAACCAUUGCCACCUGGUUUUCUUUCAAAUCCUUUUGCUGCUGCAACUAUGGCCUCUCCGCUUUCCCUCCACCCACGUCCUGCUACCUCGCUGUUCCAGACGGCAUUAACACCUGCCCUAUUGAGGCCAGCACCUGGACCCAUUCGCGCAUCACCUGGGUCAUUUCUCUUUGCGCCUUAUUGAUGCUUUCUUAUCGAGGGACAACACGAGGCCAGCAGAGAUAGGAAAACAAACAACUUAUUUUUCUUCCUUGUAUUUGUCCAUGCUGUGAAGUAUACAGAUUGACACCAGCUCGUAGCAUCUCCAUGAACAGUUGUGAUCUCAGUGCUGGUGUGAUACGACUCUUAAUUAAUUUACCAACACUGGGUUGUGUUUGCAAGGGAACUUUUAUGGAGUUAGUCCUUACAGUCUAUAACUGUUUUUAUUUGGAAUGAAUCUGUCCACAGAUGGAAUCCAUCUACAGGCAAACAUUAAAUAUCUGUUGCUACAGACUUAACAUCAAGAGUCUUCCUAAUAAACAGAGGUAUAAAAAAUAUAUAAAUGAAUAUCUGGUACAUAAUGUAAUGCAUUAUGUGGUGAAUUGUGAAUUCCUUAUGAACUGCGUCUGUAGUUUAAAACAACGUUGUGAUGUCAGGGAUUGUGAAAUGGCUGUUACAGACCUGAAUACAACACUGUUGUAACUUGUAUAGUGAUAGAAUUGUUCAGGUCUGAUUUAAAACUCUAAUGGUAAUUUAUGUUUAGUUGCAGUGUAGUUGCUUGCAGAUCUAUACACAGCACUCUGCAGACUUUUUUUGUUAGCUUUUCUUCAUUUAACUUCUUGUUUACAUUUAACACCUCAGUAAGUUCAUAACUUGCAGAUAGCACAGCCUCAUGAGAUAUAGUUCAAAUUAAUAUGGUUUCAAUUUUGCCCUGUGAUAAAUUUGUUUUAAGUUGUUUGGUAGCAUUUUUUGUCAGUUUUGCUGCUAAAUAAUGUGAAAGAUGCGUUUAAAGUAUCAGCUCGGUGUAUUGCACAAUUCAUAAUGAUUCUCUAGCAGAACUUUUUAAAGAAAGAUAUAGAUCUUUUAUUUUACACAAUCAGAAAUUUUCUUCUGAUCACAGAAUUCUUCCAUUGUUAUGUUUAGCUGUAAUGUUGCUGCAUUAAUUUGUAGCACUUCAAUGCAAUAAUGUACAGAAAGUAAAUAAUUUUAGAAAAAAACAACAUAAUCUUAGGCUUUACUGAACGUGUUGCAAUACCAUCUGCCUUGAAAAUAAAGGCUAACGAGAUAUGCAGUGCACAAGCAAAAUGUUGCUGUUUCUAUUUUUUGGUACUUGGGGAAAACAUGUAAUAAUGGGGUAUAUCAAUCAACUGUUUGUAAAAUGUCUGUGGCUUAAUGAAUGUUAAAAUGAAACUGUCACUGUACCAUUUGAGGAACAAACAUUUUCCUUAUAAACCUUCAGUCUGAAGAAGGGUCUCGACCCGAAACGUCUCCCAUUCCUUCUCUCCAGAGAUGCUGCCUGCCCUGCUGAGUUACUCCAGCAUUUUGUGUCUGUUUACUGUAAGCCUGUUACAUGGAAAGUAUUUUCAAAAUGUUAGUAAUAUUAUCCAACCUAAAUACAUCCCUUCGUCGUUUCAGAGUGAAAUAUUAAUAAUUAACUAAACAACCUGAACCCAUGGACAAUAUUAAACUGGCAGUGUAAAUUGAUCUGGCUAACCUCCUCUUAGUUUGAAUAUCUUGUUCCCUUUGUAAUAAUGUAUGCAGAAUGAUUGAAUUCUAACUAGGGUACUAUGAUUCAUAAAUGUGAAGAUUAAGCAUUACAUUUUAUUUUUCCAAAGCUCAAUUCUUCCAAGUGUAAAAGACAUUAAUAGGCAACAAAGGUUCACAAAGUCAGUAACAGUGAAUUUUCCUAAGGAGGUUAGUAAUAUGACAAUAGCAUUUAAAAUAGAGGUGUAAAUUAAUCGUGUCGGAUCAAUGGAAAUUCACUGAAUUAUUUAAAAGGAUUUGUUAGGAUGCAUUUCUACAAUGCACUUGAGCCUCUCAGUCACUAAAUUCUCUCAUUUCUUCCUUCGCCAUGUUCCCUUUUUCAAAAGAACAAGCUAAAAGGGUUCAAUAAAUCUUCAAACUUAAGGAUUAAGCAAAAUUAUGAACUGCUAGACAGUAUAGCCUAUGAUUUUCAACCAGAGUGUCCCAAACUCUAUCUGCCAGGAGACCCUGAAAGAAGAUCAGGGUCAUCUUCUUCGUAUAUUUUAUCCAAAUAGAUCUUUACAAAGCCGCAUAUUAAAUAAUGGGGAGGGAAGAAAUAUUAUCAGCGACAGUUAUCCGAAACAGACUUAUGAUCAGUUAAGAAUGCAGACCUUGCACAAAAAUCAAUCUUGCAACAUCUUGUUAUUAUUGAGUCUGUUUGCUUCCAUCUAUCUCUCCAGCCAUAGUAUCUAAGUAAAUUCAAAUUUAGAUUCAAGAUUCAUGGGUUUGAUGUAUCUUACAUCUUACCUCAACAAUUUCCUUUACCUCCACAACAUAGGCUCUUAAAUUGCUGACACUAAUGGUUCACUGUUUUGUCCAUCAACCAUCUAUGGGCAUUCCUUCAAACUGCUGCUCACCAAUACUCCCUUGUCAGAUGUCUCUGAUAUGCUGCCUCAUUCCGUUUUCAAAUGAUUUCUUGGGCCUGGCUUUUCUUUUAAUAACGUGCUGGAUUUCUCAAUUCAAUUUCCCCAAUUGCAACCUAAUCUUUUAAAUUGUGGCAUUUUAAAUGCAAAACAUGUUCAGCAUAACUCGAGCUUCCUCAAUCUUUUUGGCUGGGCUUGAACCUCUGCCAACAAAACUGCUCAACCCUCCAGUAUGAAUUAAUCAGAUUUGAAAAUGUUUGCAAAGUGGACACGUUUUGAAGGAUGCCUUGUGUUUUCUGCUUUGCUAUAGCGUGAGAAGGAGGGUAGCAUGAAUAUUAUCAAUCAUGUCGGAGGUUUCAUGUUAACCAUUAAAUAAUGAUGUAAGGGCAAACAUCCAGAUGAAACUGUUUGAAAUACUCAAUUGCUUCUACAAAAAAAACAAAAUGUAUAAGGAGUGCCGUCGUAAACAUGUGUGAUAAGUUUUUUGUGUGGUGUUACUGGUGUGAGCAAUCUUUGGAAUCGGGCAGGAUCGAUGUGAAGAAGCAACCUCUGCCUUGAGGAAAGCUGGAGACAGCUGGAGGAGUCACCCAGUCUCUUCAUGAACCUGUUAUGUUUCCCACGGCGGUUUUAUAUAUAUAUUUUAAUUAUUUAAAGAACUCUGAUCUCAAUCUAACGACAGAAUAGCUUUGUAUAUUAUUUUAAAGGUCACUUUCAGCAUUUGUAAAUGAACCCACCUACUCCUUGUAUCUUUCUCCAUGGUGACGUUUUUCUGUUUCCAUUUCCUCCUUGUGAUCAGUAUACAGUUUCCUGUCAACAUGUAAAUUAUGUUCACUGCGAUUAAAAGCACACGUUGUUAUAAUAUGUAAACAGAUUUAAUAAAAUGUAGAAAAGACAA